CUGCCCUAAUCCUAACCCUAGCUGUAACCUUAAUCUUAGACCUAACCAUAGCACUAAUCUGAGCCAUAGCUCUAGCCCUAACACUCACCGAAAUCCUAAACCCAACAUUAACUCCAACACCAACCCCAAACCCAACCCUAACCCUAACCCAAACCAUAGCUCUGGUACUAACCUUAGCCCUAAACCUAGCACUAUCCGCAACCCUAACCCUAACACUAGCCUUAUCACUAACCUUAACCAUAACCCUAACCCACACCCUAGCCUUAAACCUAAUCCUAGCCCUACCCCUUACCCUACCCCUGACCCUAAACAUAACACUAACCUUAAACUCAACCCAAAACCUAACACUAACACUAGCUCUAGCCCUAUCCCUAACCAUAAUCAUAACCCUAGCACUAGCCCUGUCCUUAAGCCCAGCCCUAGCCCUAGCUCUAGCUAUAAUUCUAAUCCAAACACUAACCCUAAACCUACCCGUAAUGCUAACCCUAACACUAACACUAACCCUAGCGCUAACCCUAAAGCUUACCCUAACCAUAACACUAAUACUAAACAUAAGCCUAACACUAGCCCUAAACCUAACCCUAAACCUAGCUGUAGCCGUAAUCCAAACCGUAAUCCUAAUCCCAGCCUCAAUCUCCACGCCAACUCCAACCCCAACCAUAACCCUAAUCCUAAACCUAGCCACCGCGGGAGUCCAGCGCGCUCAGCGGAACUCCAUCUCUGGGCCCGUGCAGAGUGCCCGGCCAGGACCCAAGCUCGGUUUCAGGGCGGCCGCUGCAAGGUCGGCCAUGGCAACCGCGGAAGUCUAGGCGGCCGAGGGGGACUCCGCCUCUGGACCCUGUGGCAUACUGGGCCGAGACCCAGGCUCUGGUCACGAGCGGCCGUGGCAACUCCGGCCCCGGGCAACCGUGGAAGUCCCGCCAGCCCGCGGGCACUCUGUCUCCUGGCAGGUCUGGCCAUCGGGCAACUCUCCGGCUUAGCUGGGAACCGGGCUCCAGUCGCGGUCGUCAGUGGACUCCGUGCCUGGAGCAGCCGUGGUCGACAGGCCGGCUCGGCUGGGACCCAGGCUCUUGUGCCUGGCAGAAGUGGCAACUCCGGCCCGGGGCAGCCACAGAAGAACCGCCCGCCCGCGGUGCCUACCAUCUCCCGGGAAGGGAGACCGAAAUCAACCAGCAGGACUGGCCGGGUCCCAGGUUCCGGUCCCGGCCUGCCGCGGCAACUCUGGGCAGGGCCUGGUGGGACUCUGUUUCGGCUCGUGUCUAUCAGGCUCCACCAGCCGCUCUGGCCUGGGCUCAGGGGAUCCGUCCAGGGCAGCCACGGGAUCUCUGUGCUGGGGCAGCCGUUAAAGUCCAGCAGGCCAGGUGAUACUCCGUCUCCUCCUCCGGGUGCCCGGGGUCGACCAGCUGACCUGCCGGGAUCCAAAUUCCGGUCCCGUUUGGCAGCUGUAACUCUGGGCCGGUGA
This is a messenger RNA of Phyllostomus hastatus (greater spear-nosed bat), 1462 nucleotides long. RefSeq names its product decreased expression in renal and prostate cancer protein-like. The record is from RefSeq and is a predicted model, not a curated record. The annotation marks the transcript as partial. The transcript is spliced from 3 exons. NCBI's taxonomy places the organism in Eukaryota, Metazoa, Chordata, Mammalia, Chiroptera, Phyllostomidae.